This is a messenger RNA of Phodopus roborovskii (desert hamster), 885 nucleotides long. RefSeq names its product protein tyrosine phosphatase receptor type C associated protein (gene Ptprcap). NCBI's taxonomy places the organism in Eukaryota, Metazoa, Chordata, Mammalia, Rodentia, Cricetidae. The coding region runs from base 123 to 731 and encodes 202 amino acids. The transcript is spliced from 2 exons. The record is from RefSeq and is a predicted model, not a curated record. Gene Ontology annotation, cellular component: plasma membrane.
UUCUAGCAGGAAACGGAAGUGUCAGUGACUAGCUACAACUAUAUUUGAGAGCUCCGGAGCUUACUUCUCGCUAAACACAGCCAAAGUCAGAGGUCGGUGCCCGUGCAAAGGCCAUCGGAUCAAUGGCUCUGCCUGGUAACCUCAGGUUUAGGGUGCUGCUAGCCCUGCCAGGGGUCUUGGCCUCUGGGGCAGACACAGAGGAUGGUGCAGGCUCCAGUGCUGUCACCAUCAUCCUGCUGCUCCUGCUCCUGCUGCUGCUUGUCACUGCCCUGGCCUUGGCCUGGCAUCGCCUCAGCCGCGCCUCUGAGGGAUACUACCACCCAGCUCGCCUGGGUGCUGCCUUGUGGGGCCACACCCGCCGCCUGUUCUGGACCAGCCCUGCAGGCCGCUGGCUUUGGGCCCGCACUGAGCCAGGAUUCCCAGAGGAACCAGAGCAGCAAGAGGACGAACAGGAUGUAGAAGAGGAUUUCAUGAUGGAUGGCGACCCUGAGGGAGCUGGUCCACAGGAAGAGGAGCAGGAGUGUGAAGCAGGGGCUCAGGCAAAGCAGGCUCCAGAAGCACAGGACACAGACAGUGAAGGGGGCCUGGGCCUCAGCUCUCCGGGUCCUGUGGGCUCCGGCAGCAGUGCUGAGGCCCUUCUGAGUGACCUGCAUGCCUUUUCAGGCAGCGCAGCCUGGGAUGACAGUGCCGGAAAGGCAGGGGGCCACGGCCUCCAUGUCACCGCACUGUAGGAGCCAGCUUGUCCUGUCCAUGCCCCAGCCUCUGACUAUCUCUCUUUCCCUGUCAUGAUGAAACACAAACUGCCCCGGACCUUUCCCACCCCACCCUCACAUGCAGCUUCUCAGACUGCCCCCCACCACACUGAAAAUAAAACUUAAGGCCUGA